AAAACAAAUUCAAAACGCGUUGUUUGCGCAAACCUCUGUACAAAAUACAAAACACACUCGAGAUAUGAUGGGAAAGAAAUUAUUUAUUGGUGGGAUUAUGAUGAUCAUGAUGAGCAUGAUGAUCGUUGCUGUAGUGAGCGAGACCACAGCUAUUGCUAGCUCAGCCAUUGAAAUUUACACCCAAAUGGAUAAUGCUGAAAAAUCCGCUGUUACUAGCACCACUGUUGCUGUCAAUAAUACUCAAACUGCCAUUUCUCUUUAUAAUUAUCAAUAUCUCACAGUCAAUAGUCUUCCUGGUUAUGCUUGGAAUUACUAUUAUGUUGACUUGAAUGCCAACUCUUAUGUUUCCAUUUCACAUGCCAGUAGAAGUGGUGGUUCUAUGGAAAUUUUGAUGAAUCACUAUGAUCGUCCAACUAUUUACUCCUACAGCAAGAAGAAUUAUCUCUACACUUAUCAAUCUACUUUGACCAGUGACCCAAAGAGCUAUUAUAACAGACUUUACAUUGCUGUCAGAAAUACUAAUUCUUAUGCCAGUAAUGGUUACACUUUGAGCGUUAGAAUUUAUACCAAUACUGUCACUCCAACCCCUACACCAACCACCACCACUAUUUAUAGAACUAACUAUGGUUUGACUCUUGGAAUGGGUGUUCCUGCUUUGGUUAUUACUCUCAUUCUCUUCUUUGUUGUCCUUUCUCAAAUUAAGAAGAUUAAGCUCUUGACCUCAAGAAUUGAACAACUCGAAAAGAAGUUGCAAUACAACAUGCAACCACUCUCUGAACAAGAAAUGCCUGUCAUGAUGAAUAUUCCACUCAUGUCUGCCAAUACUUUACAACAAGAUCAUGAAGAAAUUCAACAAGUUCCACAAACUCAACCAAUUGUUCAACCUCCAACUAUCAAUGCUGUUCCAGAACAACAACCAACUACUCUUCCACAUUUCUUCCCACAAUUUGUUCAACAACAACAAUUGCCACCUCAAUUCAGAAAUGCUCAACCUUAUCCAUUCAUGUAUCCACCACAAGUUGUUUUUGCUCAACAACCACAAGUUCAACCUGUUAUUGCUCAACAACAAACUACUGGUAGUGAAUUUCAGGAUGGAAAACAGAGCUCUUCCUACUCUUCACUUCACUCCUUUCCUCCAACAAAGAGAAGAAGUGCAGCAGCCAAUCCCUUAUUGUUGAAUAAUAGCACUGGCAAUGCCAAAUCGUAUCCCUUAUUACCUGCAGUUGGUACGAGAGUGUCGACAGCUUCUUCAUCGAAACGAUCGGCUGCUCUUCAUCAAUCAGCUAAUCAAUUGAAUUCUAAUAAGCCAAGUGAUGAAUGCUAUGGUGCUUCUUCGAUACAUUUGCCAACUCUAAAUAGCAAUUCAUCAUCAGCGAUGAAUAUGAUGAAUAUUAACAACACAGCAGCCUCAAUAGGUACUUCUUCUACAAAUAAUAACAACAAUAUUAACAGUAUGAUUAAUAAUACUGUUUCCACUGAUGAAAUGUAUCACAACCUCCUCACCAAGUCCUCCUCUAAGAAUUCCCUCCACAACAUGAUGAUGAUGAAUGCAAUGAGCAAUGUAUCAGCUUCAUCAACUUCAUCAUCACCUACCUCCUCCUCAAUAACAAUCUAUUCAACGCCCAAUCAACACUCCUCUCCUAAGUGGUCCAAUACUUCAAAACCUCAUCAUCAUCAACCACGAAAUCAUCCAUCCAAUAAUUCCCACUCUUACAUAUCGACGCCUCCAGAGGAUUCCUUGCUUAAUCAUCCAAUUACGCCAAAAGUUAAAUCGCCACAAUUCAAUUUACAGAACAAUUUCUCCAAUAGUCCAAUAAUAUCAAAUCAUUCAACAUCGUCGAGUAAUAAUGAUCAGAAUGAUGAAACAGGUUCUAUUAAAUCGAAUUCAACAGCUUCGACACCCUCCUCAGUGUCAAAUUCUCCAAGAAGAGGUGUUUCAUUGCUGCAAGUGGCUGAACAAAUUCAUCCCUUACAAGACUUAAUUUCAGUUCCACGAUUAACUCAAUCAAGAUCAUUGGGAAUACUUGAAGAAUAUUUACCAGUAACAUCAAGUACUAGUUCAGGUCAGUUACAAUCAUUGAAUCCUCCUAAUAGUUGUAAUGGAAGCACAUCUGCUCGAAGGAGUAAGAAAACUUCUACUCCCACACUUAAGGAUAUUCAAGAUAUGUGCUACAACUCUGAGAACCUUUCACAACAAAUCGAUAUGGAAGAGGAAAAGAAGAGAAAGCUUGCAGCUCACAAGAAACGAACUGAAUUGGCAGAACCGUAUCGAGUUGGCACCACAGCCAACAAAACAAGAGAACCUCGUUAUGGAGAUACUCUUUCCUCUCAGCAAGCUAAUAGAAGAAACCAAUCUCGUUCGUCUUUAAGAAAAGGUCCAGACUCUGAUCAAUUGAAGUGUGAAUUGACCAAUUCACCAACAGGACUUGAUGCAAUCCUCUUGAAUUCCUCCAGAACUCUCACCAACUUUGGUAAUGAAGCUGUUGCCAUUUAUGUGACAUGCCCAACAUGUGCACCUGAAAUUAAAACACCAGCCAAGAGUAUUGCUAAGGAAAAGAAGAGAAGAGUCUUAAUGUUGCACCAGAAACAUUCGGAGAGAAAGAACAAUCAACAUCAGCAGACGAGGAGAUCUCAUUCGGUGAUUGGAAUUGUUCAUCAUUGA
Naegleria gruberi is the source of this 2662-nucleotide messenger RNA. RefSeq lists its product as uncharacterized. The record is from RefSeq and is a predicted model, not a curated record. Lineage: Eukaryota; Heterolobosea; Eutetramitea; Acrasida; Naegleriidae. The transcript has 2 exons. The coding region runs from base 65 to 2662 and encodes 865 amino acids.